This is a messenger RNA of Triplophysa dalaica, 3232 nucleotides long. RefSeq names its product phosphoribosylglycinamide formyltransferase (gene gart). Gene Ontology annotation, molecular function: phosphoribosylamine-glycine ligase activity; metal ion binding; ATP binding. Gene Ontology annotation, biological process: adenine biosynthetic process; 'de novo' IMP biosynthetic process. The record is from RefSeq and is a predicted model, not a curated record. The coding region runs from base 194 to 3232 and encodes 1012 amino acids. Gene Ontology annotation, cellular component: cytosol. NCBI's taxonomy places the organism in Eukaryota, Metazoa, Chordata, Actinopteri, Cypriniformes, Nemacheilidae. The transcript has 22 exons.
CCCAGUAAAGGAUUAACUGUUUACCUCCCUCGCGCUUGUGUUUCUUCUGGAUGUGCGCACGUGGUUUGCGAUUUAAGAAUCACGCUGGUCAAGACAUCACGGUAUACCGUACACCGUCCUGCUUCAUCACUAUUACAGUCCUGUACAGCACAGGCGUUGAGACUGACCAUACAGUUUGGUUUGAGCAGGCGUCAUGGCCGAGCGGGUGCUGGUGAUUGGCAGCGGUGGGCGGGAACACGCGCUGGCGUGGAAACUGGCACAGUCGCCACACGUGCAGAACGUCCUCGUGGCACCCGGAAACGCGGGAACGGCAGACUGCAGGAAGAUCUCGAAUUCUGCGGUGUCUGUCAGCAAUCACUCUAUUCUCGCACAGUAUUGUAAAGAUCACAAUGUCAUUCUGGUGGUUGUUGGUCCUGAGGUUCCUUUGGCUGCCGGUAUUGUGGAUGACCUGACGGCGGCGGGGGUGCCGUGUUUCGGCCCGUCUGCGAAGGCGGCACAGCUGGAGGCCAGUAAGAGUUUCUCAAAGUCCUUCAUGGAUCGCCACGGCAUUCCCACGGCACGCUGGAGCUCCUUCACGGACCCGCAGGACGCCUGCGCAUACAUUCGAGAAGCUGAUUUUCCAGCUCUGGUGGUGAAGGCCAGCGGUCUGGCUGCGGGGAAGGGUGUCGUAGUCGCUCGCGAUACUGAAGAGGCCUGCCGUGCCGUUCUGGACAUCAUGAAGGAUAAAGCGUUCGGUUCUGCUGGUGAGACUGUGGUGGUGGAGGAACUUUUAGAGGGAGAGGAAGUGUCUUGUUUGUGUUUCAGUGAUGGUAUCACCGUUUCACCGAUGCCACCAGCUCAAGAUCACAAGCGGUUGAUGGAUGGAGAUCAGGGACCCAACACGGGUGGGAUGGGAGCUUACUGCCCCACACCACAGGUCUCUGAGGAAAUGCUGCAGGAGAUAAAGAGAACGGUUCUUCAGAAAACAGUUGAUGGGAUGAGAGAGGAGGGGAUGCCGUAUGUGGGUGUGUUGUAUGCGGGUAUGAUGUUGACUAAACAGGGACCGAAAGUUCUGGAGUUUAACUGUCGGUUUGGUGACCCCGAGUGUCAGGUUCUGAUGCCUCUUCUGAAGACUGAUUUAUAUGAAGUGUUGAAGAACACGCUGGAGUCAAAUCUGAGCUCGACGACAGUGGAAUGGCUUCAAGACAGUUCGGCUGUGACUGUGGUCAUGGCCAGCGGGGGAUAUCCUGCGGCGUAUAAGAAGGGGCUGGAGAUCACCGGUUUGUCUCAGGCAUCUGAGAUGGGCGUUCAGGUGUUUCACGCAGGCACCGCUCUUAAGGAAGGAGGCGGGGUUAUUACUAGCGGGGGACGCGUGUUGACUGUCACGGCAGUGCGGCCCACCCUUGAGAGCGCCUUACACAGCGCCAAUGAAGGUGUUGCGGCGAUCAGCUUCCCUGACGCUGUGCACCGUAAGGACAUCGGUCACCGGGCCAUCGGUUACCUCACUCGCUCCAGAGGAUUGACGUAUAAAGACAGCGGUGUGGACAUCAGUGCUGGAAACACACUAGUGGACAUGCUCAAACCUCUGGCCAAAUCCACGUCUCGAGCAGGUUGUAACGCUGAGCUCGGAGGAUUUGCGGGACUCUUUGACCUGAAAGCAGCCGGUUUCAUCGACCCAAUACUGGUGUCUGGAACUGAUGGAGUGGGCACCAAACUCAAGAUCGCACAAGCGUGUAACAUCCACAACACUCUGGGUCAGGAUCUGGUGGCCAUGUGUGUGAAUGAUGUUCUGGCUCAGGGAGCAGAAGCGCUGUUCUUCCUCGAUUACUUCUCCUGUGGACGGCUGGAUGUGGAAGUGGCAUCUUCUGUCAUUGCAGGGAUUGCAGAAGCCUGUCAGGUGGCUGGAUGUGCUUUAUUAGGUGGUGAGACUGCAGAGAUGCCGGGCGUGUACGCUCCAGGAGAAUACGACCUCGCAGGGUUCUGCGUUGGGGCCGUUGAGCGAGGAGCCGUUCUGCCCAGAUUAAAGGACAUCAUGGAGGGAGAUCUGCUCAUCGGUGUGGCCUCAUCCGGGAUUCACAGUAACGGCUUCAGUCUGGUGCGGAAGGUCCUGGAGAGAUCCGGCCUUCAGUACAGCUCACCUGCUCCGUUCGGACAGCCGGGGCAAAACAUCGGUGAUGUCUUGCUCACACCGACAAAGAUCUACAGCCGUCUGCUUCAGCCAAUCCUGCGCAGCGGUGCGGUGAAGGCCUACGCCCACAUCACCGGCGGCGGACUGCUGGAGAACAUUCCUCGGGUUCUUCCUCCAGAACUGAUGGUGGAUCUGGAUGCAUCUCGCUGGCGUAUACCGCCCGUAUUCUCGUGGCUUCAGAGGGAAGGUGGUCUGUCUGAAGAGGAGAUGAGCCGUACGUUUAACUGUGGUCUCGGGGCCGUGCUGGUGGUCAGUAAGCAGGACGCUCAUAGGGUCCUGAGACUCAUACAGGCCCAGGAGGAGGUGUGGAUCGUCGGCUCGCUCGCUCAUAAACAGCUUGGAUCAGAAUCUGUGGUCAUCAGAAACCUGGAGCAGAGUUUAAAGGAAAGUCCCGGCCGUUCUCCAGACACCAGCAGGCUGCAGAACGGAGCUCUUCACGGAGAUCACGGCACACGGAAGAGGACCAGAGUGGCGGUUCUCAUCUCUGGAACUGGAACAAAUCUACAAGCUCUGAUGGUGCAGGCAAAGAAACCGUCCAGUUCAGCUGAGAUAGUGGUGGUCAUCUCUAACAGACCGGGUGUGCUGGGGCUGAAGAGAGCUUCAUUGGCGGGAAUACAGACACGGGUGGUGGAUCAUAAGCAGUACGGCAGCCGGGCGGAGUUUGAUGGCACUAUAGAUAAAGUUCUGGAGGAGUUCGGGGUCGAACUGGUUUGUCUGGCUGGAUUUAUGAGAAUCCUAACUGGACCUUUUGUGAGGAAAUGGAACGGAAAGGUGUUGAACAUCCACCCGUCACUGCUGCCGUCGUUUAAAGGUGUCAACGCUCAAAAGCAGGCGCUCCAGGCUGGGGUUCGGGUCACGGGGUGUACUGUGCACUUUGUGGCUGAGGAAGUUGACGCAGGAGCCAUCGUGGUACAAGAGGCGGUUCCUAUUCUUGUGAGUGACACAGAGGAGAGCCUAUCAGAGCGCAUUCUUGAGGCGGAGCAUUGCGCCUUCCCAGCAGCCUUGGAGCUCGUGUCCAGUGGUGCGGUGAAGCUGAGAGACGACGGUCGGAUCGUGUGGAAUUAG